AAGUCACACAACCUGAUCUGACCCGCUGUGCCCUUCCACUCCUCGACGAUUUAGGGAUUAGUUUUGUCAAAUCGCGAUAGCUCCUCAAAAGCACCACAAGCUAACCCCCGUGUCAAAGAGGGGGAGGUGCUACGGCUAGUUGUUGUUAAAGAUUUUUUAAGGCAUGAUCUUAUAAAGAGGAAUGGGGAAGAAAGGAAAACGUAAAAAUUCUUCUCCUAAGAAAAUCACAGCACUUAACAGAGAGGUCCUUGGGAUCUGUAAUCACAUCCAAGAUGUAGUUAUAAAAGACUUCCCCCUCCAUCCUGCUGCACAGUGGCAAGAGUACGAGAAAAUCUAUUCCCUGAUAGAACUGAUCAGAGGAAAACAAAAAGAGCUUGCCAUUCCUUGGAAGGACCAGAAAAGAGAUGCACACAUUGAGGAGUUUACUCAGUGGUUCAAGGCAAAUGGCGGAACUGCUGAACAUGUGGAAAUCCAUGACUUUGGGGAUCAAGGACUUGGACUUCGAGCCACAGCGGAUUUACAGGAAAAUCAAGUUUUUGUUGCCGUUCCUGAAAAGCUUCUGAUGUCAGUGGUGACAGCAAAGAAGUCCAGCCUUGGUCCGCUGAUCAGUCGUGAACAUGGGCUCAGGUCCAUGCCGCACGUGGUCCUGGCGUUGCACGUGUUGUGCGAAAGGUUGCACGAGGACUCCACGUGGGCACCAUAUUUGAAUAUUCUCCCUAGAAGCUAUAGCACGUGUUUGUACUUCUCUCCCGAUGACAUGAUGGCGUUACAGGGAUCACCUUCUAUGGGUGAAGCGCUAAAACAAUUCCGUGGCAUUGUCAAACAGUACGUCAACUUCUUCCGCCUCGUCCAGAUUAACCCCGAAGCAUCUCGACUCCCUCUGAAGAAUUCGUUCACUUUUGAUGACUUCAGAUGGGCAGUUUCUACGGUGAUGACGAGACAGAAUGAUGUCAAAGUUUCUUCAAAUGAGACUGUCAAGGCGCUUAUACCCAUGUGGGAUAUGUGUAACCAUUGCAAUGGCCCGUUCACUACAGGGUUCGAUGACUCCACCAAAGAAGUCAAGAGCUUAGCCUUCAAGCCUACUAGAGCUGGCGAUCAAGUAUUCAUUUUCUAUGGCAGGCGAAAUAACGCGGAUCGAUUGUUCCAUAACGGGUUCGUGUAUACAGAGGCCGAGGAAGACUGGGUCAAUAUUCAACUCGGGGUUAGCAAGAAUGACCGACUUUACGCGAUGAAGGCCCAGAUACUAGCCAUGGUCGGACUGGAUGCCUCUGGUCGCUCGUACCGAGUCUUACGCGGUCCUGAGCCCAUAAGCCCUGAGUUGCGGAUCUUUCUUCGCGUGUUUUCAAUGAAUACAGGUGAACUUAAACCCUACUUGUUCAACCCUGAGGGACUUCCUGUCACGCCCUUGGCCGAGCUCUGUAAAGCCGAGUUCACACUUAGUGAAGAGAACGAGCUCAAACUUUGGAGCUUUUUUCAUACGCGCCUACAGCUCAUUCUUGGGCAGUACAAGACAACUAAGCAGGAAGACGAAGCCCUUCUCAGCAGAGAUGACAACACCCUCCACACCAGAAACUGCAUCAGAUUGCGCAUGUCAGAAAGAGACAUCCUGGUUUCAGCGCUAGAGCACGCCAAAGCGAGGCUACAGGAACUGAGUCCGCAAGAGGCCACAGAAGUAGUCAGCGGCUCCGAUAUCGACACGCAGCGGGAUACCUGUGUAGAACAGGAACAUGAUUUGCGCCCGCACGACCUGGUGUGCGGUGCUAAGGAUGACCUGAAAGACUUGACAAUUGAGGACUCAAAUACGAAUGAUUUGCCUAAAGUGGAUACCUGUGGACUUAGUGCCCUGAGCCAGCCAGCAACCGAAACAGCAGUUCCUGGUGUGGAGGUAGCUCACUGAUUUCCCUUUAUAUGCCCUCUUAUCAGAGGAGUUAUAUCACAUCUUGAUUACAUCACAUCUUGAUUAUGUGGUAUGUGGUAUAACAGACUCGCCAUAGUCAUUCCGAGUGCAAUGCUCCACAACAAUAAUCAAAAACAUGUCAAGUUUGAAACAUUGUCUAAAAUUACUUAAUUUUUAAAAUCCCUCGAGAACUUGACAGAUAAUAAUAAUCAGCUGAUGCAAUUGGAUGCAUUUCGCACUUGGUACUUUGCUAGGAUUACAAAAUGGCGGCUGACUGAGGCUUGGCCCUAGGUGAGUCUUAAGCCCCUUGAAAUCGGUGCCAAAUUUUUUGAGCCUCAGCAUUUUGUGCGUGGCGUUGGGGGUGUUUGUUGAAUGAUGCUGCGUCGUAAUGUCUAGUAUAACUUCGCUGCUAUUUUAAUUAUAACAACAGUAAGUUUUGUUCGCACGGGAAUUUACAAUGUUCAUAUUACCUCAAUAUCACGAAAUCAUAAAUAAAAAAUGUUAUUUUUUUCUGUU
Molecule: messenger RNA, 2413 nt
Organism: Nematostella vectensis (starlet sea anemone)
Lineage: Eukaryota; Metazoa; Cnidaria; Anthozoa; Actiniaria; Edwardsiidae
Product: actin-histidine N-methyltransferase
Exons: 15
Coding region: 182-1897 (571 amino acids)
Biological process (GO): peptidyl-lysine monomethylation; actin modification; peptidyl-lysine dimethylation
Molecular function (GO): protein-L-histidine N-tele-methyltransferase activity; transcription coactivator activity; histone H3K4 methyltransferase activity
Source: RefSeq, a predicted model, not a curated record